This is a messenger RNA of Closterium sp. NIES-65, 921 nucleotides long. NCBI's taxonomy places the organism in Eukaryota, Viridiplantae, Streptophyta, Zygnematophyceae, Desmidiales, Closteriaceae. The record is from the annotation of a GenBank genome assembly.
AUGCAUCUUCCCCCCUCCCUCUCCGCCCCUUGUGCACGCAUCCUCCCCCCUCCCUCUCUGCCCCUUGUGCACGCAUCUUCCCCCCUCCCUCUCCGCCCCUUGUGCACGCAUCUUCCCCCCUCCCUCUCACCAGCCACGAUGGGUUCUUCCCAGCAGUUGACUCGCUCAUCCGUGCUAUCACAUUCUGCCACGUCUCUUUCCCUUCCUCUCCGCCCCUUUUGCUCCCGUUUCCCUUCUUCUCAACAGUCACCCUCUGUGUCCCCCCAUUGCCCCCAUUUCCCACCUCUUACUCAACAGCCACGACGAUCUUCCCUCCCUGCAGUCGACGCCCUCGUCCGCUCAAUCACCUUCUGCCCUGUCAAACAGAUCUACUUCCCCCUCUCCCACCUCUCCACGUCGCUACCUUCCCCUCUCCCUGCACCUCCUAAUGGUCUCCUUCCCUCCCUCUCCGCCCCUUCUGCACUCAUCUCCCCCCACCCCCUCUCAACAGUCAUGACGGGUUCUUCCCUGCAGUCGACGCCCUCGUCCGCGCAAUCACCUUCUGCCCUCCAUGACGGGUUCUUCCCUGCAGUCGACGCCCUCAUCCGCUCAAUCACCUUCUGCCCUGUCAAGCAGAUCUACUUCCCCCUCUCGCUGCACCUCCAAAACGGCUCCUUCCCCAACCGCUCCCCCUUAGACUGCCCUUCUAGCAGCAGCUUUAAAGGCCGCAGGGAUGGGCAGCAAGAGGAGGGGCAGAGAAAAGGGAAAAACGGGCAGGGAAAUGGGCAGAAGGAGGGGCUGGAAAACGGGCAGGAGGAGGGGCAGAAGGAGGAGAGGAAAGAGGAGGGAGCGUGUUUUGGAGACGUGGACCAGAAUGGGCGGUACAGGGAUCCACACUUCGUGGCGUUAAAGGUACAUGCUGUGGGACUAGUCAUUCAGUAA